AUGUCGUUUGUUAAGCAGUACUUAUUUCCCACGACAUCAAGUGAUCGUGACGACGAAUCUGCCGGCCACCUUGUCCCAACAGGCAAUUUGAGCACUACGAAGGGUACAAAAGGAGGACUGAAGUAUCGGAUAUCUAGUCUUCUCGCCCAAGACCCCUGCUGGGAAGCUCGGCAUCGAUUCUUUGGCUCCUUUCUCCUUGCAUCGUUCUUGUUGGUACUGUAUCAAUCCAUCGUGGGGAUAGUUCUGACCGACAACGUCGCAAGAAGCAGAUCUGCCCUACUUAAGUCAGAUAAAUGUGGCCUCUAUGAGUACGACAACGAGAAAGCCGGCGAAGAAGAAGCUGUAAAGGCAGACAUGCUCAUGGUGGGAAGAGAAAGACGCGCAGCGGCCUAUGCGCAGGAGUGCUACAGUUCCGGUACUAACGUCAAAGCCACGAAUUGUGACUUCUUCUACAACUCAACUAUUGGGUAUGAAGUGCAAGAGGAUAAAUGUCCCUUCGAUAGGACCGACAUAUGCGUUGAUGGUUACCAGCCUGGCUCAGCCAUCACCUUUGAUACCAACUGGAUCGAUUCAGGGAUACUAGGUAUCAACGAGGCGUCCAUGCACAUAUUUCGACGCAAGACAACAUGCGCACCACUGAGCGCAGAUCGACCUUUCGUGCAGCACUUCACCAACAUCGGGAUGGGCGAGUCUGGAUACAAGUACUUUUAUGGAUCGCUCUACGAUACCACGAACUGCUCAGACGAAGUGCAUGCUCCUCCGCCUAUACUCUCUGACUACACUAUGCGUAUCACGGGUCAUCCAUUCGAAUGGCAAGCCCCCGUGUACAAAGUCAAUACUUACGCCACCUCCUUACUCGACCCGACGUGUGACUUCUAUCAGCCUUCAAAAGACCUGGCAGCCCCGGGCCUGUUGCCACAACGAACCAAGACGUUGACCCUCAUUUUUGUUACGGCUUUACGCAUCAUUUAUACCAAGCGCAGCAACGAUCCCAUUUUCCCCGCCGACAAAGCCUUUCAAUACCCCGGAGACAAAGGUUAUUACUACUACAACUCGCAGCCGAAAGCGCGAGCAUUCGCCUGCAUAGAUGAGACGAUCUUCUGUGCUCCGUCGGGCUCUCCGUGUUGGCAUGCAAACGACCCAAUACCAGCUGGCGGAUCGAACACAUCAUCCUAUUGGUUCUUGAAGUAUGCAUUGGAAAGCUCCAACACGUACGACGCCAUAAAGCUUCGUCUCGGUAGCGGUUUACUCGCGCAACAACGAGUUGGCCAGUCUCGAUCUAUGCCACUGGCUGACAACCAUUGGCAGCUUGAGGCUGAGCAUCUGUUUAAGACAUCUCUCGCAAGAGCCCAGUUUGAUGCGUGGAGCAUCGCGAGUGCGGAAGACCAUGACAACCCAACGUAUACCGAUACACUCCCUGAUGAAGCUAGGGGAAACAUGUGUGGACUCUUCAAAUUCCAAGCCUCCGGCUACAUCAAUAUCCGCAUGCUGCCAUUUGUAUGGCUGAUGUUAGCCUGGCCGCUCAUGUUGAUUCUGAGCAUCGAACUUAGGACCUACGAGAAGUUGGGGAAGGUUGCCAUGUCGGAGAUGAGAAGAAAUAGCAAACAGUCGGCCAAGCCCAAUUCAGAUGCGACUGCGACACCAAGAGACCCGGCUACUGCAGUUACAGAUUCAGCGACGCUAGACCAGCCGCAAGAAGCGAUUGACUCAAACGCUACAGCUACUCCCACCCCACAGCGACCAGACACGGCAAGCAGCACGACACCCCUCAUCGCCGCGUCUUCGGCAUCUGCAUCGUCUGACUUAAAUCACAACUACGGAACUUCUAGCACUCUGAGCAGUACGCCCUCGGAUCGUAGUUCUAAGACCGACAAAUCCGAAUGGUCACCUUUGUUGAUACACGGUCCAACUGUGCUAAGUGUAUGGAUGUACAAGAAGAUGAGGAGUGGGAGAAGUGAUGCAAGGGACAGCGGUGAAACAGUCUGA
Messenger RNA from Alternaria arbusti, 1986 nucleotides. RefSeq lists its product as uncharacterized. The transcript has 2 exons. The coding region runs from base 1 to 1986 and encodes 661 amino acids. NCBI's taxonomy places the organism in Eukaryota, Fungi, Ascomycota, Dothideomycetes, Pleosporales, Pleosporaceae. The record is from RefSeq and is a predicted model, not a curated record.